This is a messenger RNA of Talpa occidentalis (Iberian mole), 1048 nucleotides long. Its product is annotated as ubiquitin-like modifier-activating enzyme 1. Gene Ontology annotation, cellular component: cytoplasm; nucleus. Lineage: Eukaryota; Metazoa; Chordata; Mammalia; Eulipotyphla; Talpidae. The transcript has 9 exons. Gene Ontology annotation, biological process: ubiquitin-dependent protein catabolic process; protein ubiquitination; DNA damage response. The record is from RefSeq and is a predicted model, not a curated record. Gene Ontology annotation, molecular function: ubiquitin activating enzyme activity. The coding region runs from base 1 to 1011 and encodes 336 amino acids.
AUGAACCAGCAAGAACUUUCUAUUUUCUUAGUGACAAGCUCUGGAGUUCCAUUCUGGUCUGGUCCCAAACGCUGUCCACACCCUCUAGUCUUUGAUGUCAGCAAUUCCUUGCAUCUGGACUAUGUGAUGGCUGCUGCCAACCUGUUUGCCCGGACUUAUGGGCUGAUGGGCUCUCAGGACCGCGCUGCUGUGGCCAUUCUUCUGCAGUCUGUGCAGAUCCCGGAAUUCACCCCCAAAUCUGGUGUCAAGAUCCAUGUCUCUGACCAGGAAUUCCAAAACACUAGCAGUGCCUCUUUUGAUGAUAGCCGCCUACGGGAGCUCAAGUUGAUGCUGCCCAGCCCAGAGGCUCUCACUGGGUUCAAGAUGUACCCCAUCAACUUUGAGAAGGAUGAUGACAGCAACUUCCAUAUGGAUUUCAUUGUUGCUGCAUCCAACCUGCGGGCAGAGAACUAUAACAUUGCCCCUGCGGACCGGCAUAAGAGUAAACUGAUUGCAGGGAAGAUCAUCCCAGCCAUUGCUACGACUACAGCAGCUAUUGUUGGCCUUGUGUGUCUGGAGAUGUACAAGGUGGUACAGGGACACCAGAAGCUUGAGUCCUAUAAGAACAGCUUCAUCAACUUGGCCCUGCCCUUCUUCAGCUUCUCUGAGCCACUUGCCCCGCUCCGUCAUCAGUACUAUAACCAAGAAUGGACGUUAUGGGAUCGCUUUGAGGUACAGGGACUGCAGCCUAAUGGUGAAGAGAUGACACUCAAGCAGUUCCUCAGCUACUUCAAGACACAGCACAAGUUAGAGAUCACCAUGCUGUCCCAAGGUGUAUGCAUGCUGUACUCCUUUUUCAUGCCAGCCACCAAGCUCAACGAACGCUUGGAUCAGCCGAUGACACAAGUUGUGAGCCGCGUGUCAAAGCAAAAGCUCGGCCACCACGUGCGGGCACUGGUGCUUGAGCUGUGCUGCAAUGAUGAGAGUGGUGAGGACAUCGAAGUCCCCUAUGUACGAUACACUAUCCGCUGACUCCUUUAUACAACUCAGCUCCAGCCCUAGUUAAUGU